GAAUUUUUUUAUUAGCUUCUGGCUCAAUGUUUCGACUGCUUCUUGCUUGGAUUUCAGAGUACGAUGGACUAGCUACCUGAAUCGAAAACCUCAAGCCGAUCCGUGGCCAUACUAGAAAGUUCUCCCACUCGAAACCCCUCCUGGUCCUCCUCCUCCCUCUUCUUGUUGUGAGGUUAAAGAAGACACCUUCUUCCCCCUGUUUUUUUUCGUUGCUUUAAUCUUGUGACCUGCCUUCCAAAAUACCCUUCCUUUACCCUAUUAUUACCCCUUAGCCUAUACUUUAACUUUGCUUUCUAGAUUACCCCUACCAAAUAAAUACUAAUCAUCUUUGUGUCCAUCCCAUACUUCGCUAUCUAGACCCUUACAGAUUCUGUUUAUUUACAAACCUCCCACGUCUUAUUAGGAACUUCCAAUUAUUUACAAGUUUGCCAUUCCUUUCUAGACUUCCACCUAUUUACAGAUUUUCCAUUUAAAUCUCAACUUGAAUUAUCUAUUAUUUUGUGGGCCCAUAAGUGAUCCGAUUCCGAUUUUGGAACCCGGAUCUGCAUCAAGAGUCCAACAACGCUGCAAACUGUUGCUUUUACUGCGUUCCUCUACUGCCCAAGAUCCAAGUACUUGUUCCAACCUUGUACAACCGUGUUUUGGCCAAGAAAGCACCAACAUUGGGUUUUCCAAGCUUUGAAGUCAAAAGUAGGCGAAAUGAACGAAAUGGUCAAAACUAUGUAAAGGCCAAGACUAAAAACUAUGUAAAGACCUAAAUAAUUAUACAAGAUAUGAGGAACAAACUAUGUAAAGACAAUGACUAGAACUGGAAAAAUCAACAAUCAAAUAUAUGCAAAAUUUUAGAAACAUCCAUAAAUAUAAUUUUUUUUAAAAGGAAGAAUAUGGUGCAUUUUGAUUUGACAACUGAUUUAGUUUUUUUUUUUUCCCCAUUGGACCUGAGGUUUUUGCCUCAUUGAUGUGGUAAAAUGGAAAAGUUUGCCUCUUGGGCUGCUGAAAAGAAUCUUGGUAGCUAGUAUUGAUUAUCGAGCUUUAAGAGAUGGCAUUUAGAGGACGUGGACGUGGACGUGGACGUGGGGGCUAUAGAGGAGGUGAACGUACUUAUGCAGUUCAAGAGCCUUACAUCCUUUUCCCAGAAGAUGUUGAACUUCCCGAUGUCAAUGGUGUGAUAGAGGAGAAGACCUUGGUCUAUUGGAAUAUGAGGUUGCUGAACUAUUGGAAAUCGUCCCCUUAUUAUAUUGAAGCGACAGCCCAUUCAAAAAGCCAAGAUGCAGACAUAGAACGGUAUUCUGACAAGGGCAAGCGUACUAAAACAAUGAUGCGUCCUCCUCUAUCACAGCAUUUAAAGCUUAGUUCUGCUUAUUUUCCGUUAGAACUUAUCCAAGGUAAAAGUCGAGUGCAGCAUGACCAUAGGAAAGUGCGAUGGAAUCCAGAAGCAGACUUACAGAAGUUAGAUAUCUUUGAGAAGCUAGAGCAAAAAUUCCAGGUUAAAGAUGAAAAGGGUGAGAAGGAAAAGAAUGAAGAUGAAAAUGAUGAUGAAGAUGAAGAACAGAUAGAAGAGGAAGAGGAAGAAUUCAGUGAUCCUGACGACUAUGAACAGAAUGUUGAUUUCGAUGAUGAUGAGGAUGAUUUCAACAUGGAUGACGGCAAUGAUAAUGAGGCAAUCUAUUAGCUGGAUGGCUGCCAGAGUUUUUUACUUGUACAGCUUGGACUUGGGCAAUUUUUGGGACUCUCUCAACAGAAAGUGAAGCAAGAAGGGAAAAAGUCUCAGUACCUGUGAUUAUAACCAGUUUUUGGUGUAAAUAACUUCCCAGUCAUUCAGAAUUUAAUCUAAUUGGUUAAGAAACUAGCUACCUAAAGCAUACAUCUAUCCAUCUUGGAACAAAGAGCAUUCUCUUAUCAGAGUAUUAAUCUUUUAGUAAAGGAGGUGUUCACUUAACAAUUUGAUGAUGUAACCAAUAGGCUCAAGGAGUUGGGAGUCGGCCUUGUAUCUGAAAAUUUUAAACACUACUCUGCAUCCGCCUUAUCCAUGUUCUGUUUAUGUUGUGAAAUAAUUAAUUUUGCAAGCUUCAUUAGACC
Molecule: messenger RNA, 2079 nt
Organism: Macadamia integrifolia
Lineage: Eukaryota; Viridiplantae; Streptophyta; Magnoliopsida; Proteales; Proteaceae
Product: DNA-directed RNA polymerase III subunit RPC7-like
Exons: 9
Coding region: 1040-1672 (210 amino acids)
Biological process (GO): transcription by RNA polymerase III
Cellular component (GO): RNA polymerase III complex
Source: RefSeq, a predicted model, not a curated record